Messenger RNA from Zophobas morio, 2312 nucleotides. It is a transcript of the gene mfrn, whose product is annotated as mitoferrin. Bases 343 to 1413 code for a protein of 356 amino acids. The transcript has 3 exons. NCBI's taxonomy places the organism in Eukaryota, Metazoa, Arthropoda, Insecta, Coleoptera, Tenebrionidae. Gene Ontology annotation, molecular function: ferrous iron transmembrane transporter activity. The record is from RefSeq and is a predicted model, not a curated record. Gene Ontology annotation, biological process: iron import into the mitochondrion. Gene Ontology annotation, cellular component: mitochondrial membrane.
GGAAAAAUAACGUCGUUCAUGAAGACACUCGGGGAUUUUGUAAAAAGGGGUUUCCGUGGAAUUUUGUGGAGUUUCGGGGCCGUUUGAGGAGCGAAUUAGUGUCCGCGUAGUAAAAUUGAGUGUACGGUGCGAUGGAAACGUGGGAGCACAUUGUGGCAGCCCUGUGCCGACCUGUCAAGUUUCUCUUUCUUUUACUUUCGAGCGUGGUGUCAUCUUGUGUGAACAAAAUUCUUCGUGUGACCAUUUCAUAACACGAAAACUCAAACCGAACAAGUUGUCAGUCCAAAAUUCACCCCUAAACGAACGAAUCAUCCCCAAAACCCACAAAUUUAGUGGUUUAUUAUGAAUUUUGAAGAUUAUGAGUCGCUCCCAACCACCAAUGUUGUUACGCAUAUGACCGCCGGAGCCAUAGCCGGAGUUAUGGAACAUUGCGUAAUGUAUCCCCUCGAUUCGGUUAAAACGAGGAUGCAGUCGCUGUCGUCAGGGGGCCGCGACGGGAUCGUGGGGACCUUUCGCAGGAUGGUGAGACACGAGGGGCUGUUCAGACCAGUCAGGGGCAUGUCGGCAAUGAUGGUGGGGGCUGGACCUUCACACGCUUUGUAUUUCAGCAGUUAUGAGUUCCUCAAGAAUGUCAUGAUCAAGCAAACCACAACACCCAGAUAUCACACAGUCAUUUACGGCGCGUCCGGUUGUAUAUCCACGCUCCUCCACGACGGCAUAAUGAACCCCGCCGAAGUCGUCAAGCAACGCAUGCAGAUGCUCAACUCACCCUACCGAUCAGUAGUUCACUGUUUUAUCAACGUGUACCGACGAGAGGGAAUCUCCGCCUUCUACCGCUCCUACACCACCCAACUCACGAUGAACAUACCAUUCCAGAGCAUACAUUUCAUGGUGUACGAAGUUGCCCAAAAAAUAACGAACAAAGAAGGUGUGUACAAUCCGCCGGCCCAUAUGGUGAGCGGGGCGCUGGCGGGAGGCAUUGCGGCGGCCGUGACCACGCCCCUCGACGUUUGUAAGACCCUCCUGAACACGCAGCAGGAGGGCGCCACAACGGGUUUGGUGGAAGCCGUGAAGAAGGUGUAUUUGUUUGGAGGCCCGAUGGGGUACUUCAGAGGGCUGCAGGCCAGAGUGGUGUACCAGAUGCCGGCGACGGCGAUUUGUUGGUCUACGUACGAGUUCUUCAAGUAUUUGUUGGGACGGAGCGGGGAAUUGAGGGUGGUGAGUAGUACGGCUGCGGAGGUGGAGCCGCUUGUCAGACUCGAGGCGACGGAAAAGGUGAAUGCAAAGCCGAGGGAGCUGCCGGCGAUGUCAGGAGCGGGGAUUUACGGAUCGAUCCAAUUCAACACGAUGCAUUCGGACACGGGGUACACGAACAGGAGGAAAGACUCGAUUCUUGAUAUCGUCCAUACCUAGUGUGUAUUUACGAUUUUUUUUAAUACGUAAGUAUUAGACCGGUCACCGAACAUGGUUUUCUAUUUUCAUUUUUCAAAAUUUGUAAAUAGUGGCGUUACGGCUUACCGAAUCUUAGUUUUAAGUAUGACGUACACUUGUAGCUUUGGUAAGCUGGAAAUGCACGUAUUUUUGACAAUACAAGCACUAGUGUUAAUUAGGAGUAGAAACCGGCGACGUUCGAUAUUUCAGUAUCCAUCGACGUGGCGAUUUGCGCCCAACUCACAAAGUCAUACUAACCACUUUCGAAAUUCUAUUUUUUUAUCGAAUAUUAUUUGCGAAGCAAUAACGGGAAUAUCGGACCCAUUGGCUGAUGGAGGAAACCAUGUCAAAACUCGUUACUAACAAGAAACAAAAAUACUAUUUAUUUUUUAUUCGACCCUUUUGCGGGUGACUCGGAUGAUAGAAAUACUUCCACUGAUUAAAAAAAAGGCGUUGUGACGUCGACAGAGUAGAAUUAUGUUGCAGCAUCAUAUUCUGUUUCCGUUUUCUGUGUAUUCGAGUGUUGCGGGAGAGAACCAGAUUUAUUUACGAACAGAAAGUGUGACCUUGAGUCACUCAUCCGCGAGAUUUUUGCUCUUGUAUUGCCGUCACGAAGACGCUGUUUAGACUGUGAUAAAGUCCUUAUCAACUAUUUUUUGUACGUAUGAUACUGACUUCGUUCAGAUGGGAGUACUAUCAUAUUUUAUAUGUUAUGUAGAAGGCUCUACGGUUUUUACAAACAGAGAUUAUGUCUUCUAUGUAUUGUGAUAAGCGACCUUGUCACCGUUACGUUAGAUUAUUUGAGUUUUGUGUCAUAUUGUUUUUUUCCAAGAAAAAUUUGUAAAAAGAAUGUUUAAAUAUAAUAAAUGUUACACAAAUAA